AGAAACUUGAGUCCCAGGAGGGCCACAACGUUCUUACGUCUCCCGCUUGGAGGAUUCCACUUGGUCGACGAGAGCAGAGGAGAGGAGAGGAUUCGAACGUGGGUUUGAAAUUUCGAAUGACAGGAAAUGCCCUAGAGCCCGAGAAAAUCGUCGUGUCCGAAUUCUCGGGCCCGGCUGAUUCGCGUGCACUCCGGCCCCGAUCCGAGUCGUGGUGCUUGAGUCAUUCGCAAUUCUGAGUGCAGAGCAAUUCUGACCUCGCGUGAUUCGAUGCGUGGUGGCAGUGACGGAAUCUGAGCGUUCCACGUUUGCUUCGAAGCAUCCGAUGCUCGGGAUUGCGAUUGCCAAGCUCUCCGUGGGCGAUACGGUUCGAGAAUGACAUCAAUCGGAGUUCGAGGAUCUUGAAUAAAGUGCGUCCAGAAAUGAUGGAUUUUCUCGAAGGUGGAUGAAAUGUGGAGUUAUCCGGUGAAUGCUUUCCGAUACGAAUUGAGGAUCGCAUGUCCUUCGCCUCCCUACUGUCACAGGGCGCGGAUGGAGGAGCUUCGUCGGGUUUUCUCGACUCUUAUAAGUCCAAUCUGUAAUCCGGAGACAUGACCGGCGAACUCUGCAGAGUGUGGAUUUUACUGAAGGUGCUGGAGGUGGUGAAUGGUGGAGGAAGUUGAUCGGAGGCAUCGUCAUCUUGAGCUAGAGAAAGCGCGAAAAACAUGGCAGGAGCUCCCAGCCGUUUCGUUCUGACCCCUCAUAAGCUGGUAAUGUGCAUUUUGCUGAAUGCUGUGGCAGCCCCCCGUCAGGGCUCGACAUCUCUCGUAGCCCUUCCAUUGUCGUCACGCCACCGGUUAGCUCGACUCCUGCUCGACUUCGUCAAGGCUUCUGCGAGUCUUCUGGAACCGACGUAUGAAGAACUCGAGCACAGUCUCGAGAAAGCUCUGGGGACGGAAAGUGGGUUCUCCGAGGAGCUUCACAGUUUGUUGAAGUCAUUCGCCACACCCGAAGACUUGUUCAACUUGUUUUUGAGUCUGCGAGAACUUUUGGCAUCUUCCCCUCGCCCGAACCUGAUCACUAGCCGAGGUGAUGGUGACCAGCUCUCAGUGGAUUUGAGCAGUACUUUGGGCCUCUUCCUUCGUCGAUGCAGUUUGUCAUUCAACGAACUUUCGUUCGAGCAGGUCUGCAGACUGUUAAGGGAGCUCAAGCAUUACCGUGAGUUGUCAGACACAGUGAAGAGCAGUGCCCCUCCCGAUUCCACCUUAGUAAGGUACUUUCAACAGCAUCAAUUUCUGGAUGAAGGUAUCAAGGAAGAGACGAGCUCUUCUGCGAAGCUGGGACUCGGCGGGAAUACGAGAGGCUUAUUCGGAGGCCUACGCGAAAGUGUGGGCGGGGACAUCUUUGAAGCUAGGCAGUCUUCAGGUUUGGCCAACAGAGAUGGAGCAUCAACCGGGAUCCGCAGUGCGACUCCAUCUGGGGAGACUACAAGCAAGCGACACUUCUUGCGCACUUCUGGGGAGGUAGAGGCCUAUCUUAGUGAGCAAGCUGUGAUUCUCGAGACGAAGAGGAGCUUCGAAAAGGACUUUACGGAUGGUCUUGUCACAAGGCUGUCUGAGCUGAAAGAAUUGGCCUCCCACAUACCUCAAGUGCACUAUGUUCAGUAUUUGAAUUACCUCUUCCAAAAGGAUUACCCGGCAGCCAUGGAAAGUCUUCAUCGAUUCUUCGAUUUUAGUGCAGGAGAAGUAUUUAUCCCUGGCAGUGUCACACAGUAUGAGUCUGGUAUCGGGAGGCUCCAAGCGGGGUUGCUGGGCCUGGGACAUAUGCAUUCACAUAUGGGUCAUAUCACCAUGGCAUUGCAGGCACUGAAUGAGUCGAUUCUCAUAGCUCAACAAAACAACGAUAACCAUUGCCUUUUACACGCCCUUGCAGCUCUGUGCAAUCUUUUCUCCGAAGUUGGAGUGUAUACUGAUGACGAUGAAAGAUGCAAGUGGAUCACUCAUCCUGGUCUUGAUCCCGAGUACAAGUUCUAUCCAGCUCCUGAGCAACAUUUUGUGGGUCUUCUAAAGCGUUGUCUGCGCAGGGCUCUGGAGUUAAGAUUGCCACAGCUUAUAGGUUUCAGUCGGUUGGCCAUUGCUAAGAUCAAGCUACAGCACGUACACAAGAUUGCUGUCGUGGCCCGUAUGAGGAACUCCCUCCAAUUUGGGACUUCACCUUUAGAAGUCUGUAAGAUUCUUCGAGUUAACCAGUGCUCUCUCGGUAACGUUGAUAGUAAUGGCUUCCGGAUGAGUCCGUCUACUCCACAUGGGAGGAAUUCACAUGCAGAUCUUACCAGUGUCGGUCAAGUACCAGCAAUCUCAGGAGCCCUUUCCGUCACCAGCUGGGGUUGGUGGAAACCACAGCUCAAGUGGCUGGCAAGAUCUAUGCUGAAACUUGGUGGCACUUCGCAACUUCUCCGAGCUUCCUCGUGGGAACACUAUGGCAGUGAACCUUUAGUACGAGCAAGUACAUUGGUUCACAUUGCUUGCUACGCCGAUGCCUCAAGUGCAGAUGAUCUUUCUCUUGCUUAUAUCAAGUUAGUCAAAUUGCAAACAAACCUCAGAGGAUACUCUGCGGGCUGUGACUCUCUUGUUACAGCAGCGAAGAGAUUCCCUCUCCUAUCUAAAUCAAGAGUUCGAGCACUGGAGCUGCAAUGCACUGUGGAGAGGGCGCUGUAUCAAGGGGAGACAGAGGUAGCUCAAGUGGCUAAUGGGGAACUUUUAGCUCUUGCCUCCAUUGUGUCAGGUGUGGAUAUGGGCAUCAAAAUACAAGCUAGUGUUUAUAAAGCUCAAAUACAGCUAGCGGUGUGCCAGUACAAGGAAGCAGCAAUAUCAACUAACCGACUAUUUUCCUUGUGCUUCAAGGGGAAUAUGCAGCAGGAUAGCAUUAACUUGCUACUGCUUAUGGCAGAUAUUUAUAAGAAGGCUGGAAAUGCAGUCACGGGUCUUCCUUAUGUUUUGGCAGGUCUUACACUCUGCCAGUCCUUGAAUCUUGACCUGCUUCAGGCUUCUGCAAUGGUAACUCUAGCAGAACUUUGGAUUGGAUUGGGCAUGUUUCCUGGAAGACGUGGCCUUGUUCUUCUGCAGCAGUGUAUGCCUGUAGUUCUCGGGCACGGAAGUCUCGAACUUCGUGCUCGAGCCAACUUUGCCGUUGCACAAUGCUACUUAAGUGAUCCAGGCUUCUCAGUAAAGAAAGAACCUAGAGUUGUGUUGCAACCUUUGCAGGCUGCUGUAUCACAGGCCCAGCAGAUAGAGCACACAGAGCUUACUAUGGAGUCAUUGUACCUCCAUGCUGUUGUGCUCGAUUCCUUGGGCUUGAUUGAUGAACGAGAUCAAGCCGCUGCGGCCUACCAGAGGUGUGUAAUGGGUAUGCAGGUGCGGUAAAACUUAGAUUCCAGUCACUUCUUGUACUAUAUAUUUUUCUACCCCUUACAGGGGUACAUGAUUGAGUCGUGAAAAGAAGAGUGCGUGAAAUUUUUGCCAACGCCAGUGUACAUUUUCUUCCUCUCAUCGACCUGCUGUAGAGUUCCUCCGUGACAGGCUGGCUGUUUGUCGUGCAAGUUGGUUUAGUUGAUCGAAUAAUGUCUGUUUACUAAGCGGGUGAGUUCCACCUCCAGAAUGGGCCACUUCAGCAACACCAGUCAACUCCUUAACUUUGAGAUACUACUCGAC
This is a messenger RNA of Marchantia polymorpha subsp. ruderalis, 3686 nucleotides long. NCBI's taxonomy places the organism in Eukaryota, Viridiplantae, Streptophyta, Marchantiopsida, Marchantiales, Marchantiaceae. The record is from the annotation of a GenBank genome assembly.